AUAUUUCUCAUGUUGACAUUUUCAGCUUAUUUCAAAGGCCCGUUAUUUGUGAUUAAAAAAAAACUGAAAACGGGUCAAAUUUGACCCGAGGACAAAACAACAUGAGGGCUAGAGGAGACUCUGAGAGGUUUGCGGACACUCUGAGUUCCCAUAGUUCCGACAGACUUGAAGGCAUCACUAGCUGCAGCGCUGCGGACAGACAGACAGAGACAGACGGAGACAGACAGGUUUUAGGACACGAGUGACGGUGCAGAACCGACCGGCCCUGUGAUUCUUUUAUCGGGUUAAUUACCGGGACGUUAACGGAUCUGGCCGGUAUGACCACGGAGGAGACCAACGUGGACCUGCAGGAGGCUCCGGAUCAAACCAAAGACCCUGAUCCGAAGGAGGCGGCGGAGGAUCCCGCUCCGGUCUCCGCGGAUGCUGAUGCAACGGAGGCCGAUGUGAGCGAGGCGGACCUGGACCAGGAGGAGCAGGAGAAGCUGCCGAUGACCGGAGGAGGAGACCGGGCCGAGGCCGUCGGGGCGGAGAACGGCUCCGUGAAGCUGAAGAUGCCCGAGGAGGAGCAGGAGGAGCAGGGGGAGAAGGAGGAGAAGGAGGAGGAGCAGGUGAAAUUCACCGGGCUGAACAAAGAGGAGCUGCUGAGGGUGGCCGGGACUCCGGGCUGGGUGCGGACCCGCUGGGCCCUGCUGGUGGUGUUCUGGCUGGGCUGGUUGGGGAUGUUUGGGGGGGCGGUGCUCAUCAUCCUGCAGGCGCCGCGCUGCAGAGACCUGCCCCCCACCGAGUGGUGGAGCGGGGGCCCGCUGUACCGGAUCGGGGACAUCCGGGUCUUCAGUCCCACCGGAGACCUCAAGGGCGUGGAGCAGAAGCUGGGCAGUCUGUCCCAGCUGAAGGUCCGGGGUCUGCUGCUCGGUCCGGUCCACGUGGCCCCCCCAGACGAAGCCGUGAGUCUGAGGUUCGAGGAGAUUUCCCCCGAGCUCGGGACCCUGGAGCAGUUCAGGAGCCUGGUCCAGGCCGCCCACAGGAAGGGUAUUUCUGUGGUUCUGGACCUGACUCCGAACUACCGGGGCCCGUCUGGACCCUGGUUCUCCAACGUCAGCGUGACCAACGUCGCUGAGAGGCUCAAGUCUGCUCUGGUCUUCUGGAUGAACGAAGGCGUCGACGGCGUGCAGCUGGCGGGGGUGGAGCGGGUGGCCGGCGUCGUACCGUCUCUGUGGAGCGACAUCAGAGCCAUCGUCCAGAACGGGACGGAGGAGCGCCCCGGCAGGAGGGUCCUGAUCGGCGUCACCGAGCGCUCCGCGGCUGAAGACGUCUCGGCCCUCCUGUCUUCCAGCGGCGUGGACCUGCUGGUCUCCAGGGUCCUGCGCCACAGCAACACGGACGGCGCCGAGCUGGCCCAGUCCGUGCAGCUGCUGUACUCGUCCCAUAGCCAGACCCGGCUGGCCUGGAGCCUGGGGGGGGGCGGCGAGGGGCACCUGGCCUCGCUGGUGGGCCCGGCGCUGGUCCGACUGCAGAUGCUGCUGCUGCUCACGCUGCCCGGCACGCCGGUCUUCAACUACGGGGACGAGAUCGGCCUGAUGGACCAGGAAACCAAGUUUCCCAGAAUGCUUUGGGACUCUGACGAGGAGCUGAACGGCACUCUGCAGGUAAACAGGACAAACACGUUACCGUGCCGAGCGUCUGUCCCCCGCGGGUUCUUCUGCAGCCUGGCCGCGCUGCGGGGGACGGAGCGCUCGCUGCUGUUCGGAGACUUCGUGCCGUUGUCCAACUCCUCGUCCUCGCUGGUCUUCCUGCGGGUCUGGGACCAGAGCGACCGCUACGUCGCCGCCUUCAACUGGGGGGGGGCGCCCGCGGGGGUGGGGGGGGUGCUGGCCCCGGCGGGGGUGCCCCUCCCCCCCCGGGCCACCGUGGUCCUCAGCACCGACGGCGGCGCUCUGCCGGCCGACAGCAGCGUGUCCCUGGAGGAGCUGCAGCUCGGCCCCGGCCAGGCCGCGCUCCUCAGGUUCCCCUACGCCGGGUAG
Etheostoma spectabile (orangethroat darter) is the source of this 2021-nucleotide messenger RNA. RefSeq names its product 4F2 cell-surface antigen heavy chain. Bases 318 to 2021 code for a protein of 567 amino acids. Gene Ontology annotation, molecular function: L-leucine transmembrane transporter activity; L-alanine transmembrane transporter activity; aromatic amino acid transmembrane transporter activity. Gene Ontology annotation, biological process: carbohydrate metabolic process; L-leucine import across plasma membrane; phenylalanine transport. Lineage: Eukaryota; Metazoa; Chordata; Actinopteri; Perciformes; Percidae. The record is from RefSeq and is a predicted model, not a curated record. Gene Ontology annotation, cellular component: basolateral plasma membrane; apical plasma membrane. The transcript has 8 exons.